This is a messenger RNA of Selaginella moellendorffii, 1761 nucleotides long. RefSeq names its product probable ADP-ribosylation factor GTPase-activating protein AGD5. The transcript is spliced from 10 exons. The record is from RefSeq and is a predicted model, not a curated record. Gene Ontology annotation, molecular function: GTPase activator activity. The coding region runs from base 172 to 1668 and encodes 498 amino acids. NCBI's taxonomy places the organism in Eukaryota, Viridiplantae, Streptophyta, Lycopodiopsida, Selaginellales, Selaginellaceae.
AGAGUCAGUGGUUAGGGUUUUUGGCACGCGAGGGCGCCCGUGCCUGUCGCCGUCGUGGAGCUCCUAGGAGCUGUAGAUCUUGACGCAUUUCUCUCGAUCGAUCUCUCGAUCUGUCCAUCUCCAGCUCCCGUGGCGUAUGCGACUGCGAGCGCCGACCGACGGCGGUGAGCGAUGCUUUCGAAUGAGAAGGCGUCUGUGACGAAAGAGCAGAACGAGCGGCACAAGAAGAUCCUAGAGGGACUGCUGAAGCUGCCAGAGAAUAGGGAAUGCGCUGAUUGUAGAAGCAAGGGUCCGAGAUGGGCUAGCGUCAAUUUGGGAAUUUUUUUGUGCAUACAAUGCUCUGGAAUUCAUCGGAGCCUCGGAGUUCACAUAUCAAAGAUACGAUCCGCGACGCUGGAUACAUGGCUCCCCGAGCAAGUUUUAGUAAUGCAAGGUUGGUUCUUUUCUCGUUUGAUUUUUUGUUUUUCGUGGCUGAGCUUUCUUUGCGUAGAAACGGGUAAUGCGAGAGCCAACAGCCACUGGGAAGCGGAACUGCCACCCAACUAUCGUCGUCCGACGGAAAACGAUCGAAUUGGCCUCGAGAAUUUCAUCAGAGCAAAAUACGAUGCGAAGAGGUGGAUUCCAAGGACUAAGCCGUCUAAAUCACCGGAGAGGCACGCAACCAGCGAAGAUCGUGCGAGGCAGCUGAAAGCUGAUACGACGCAUAGAAAAGCUGAUGGCAGUAAGACACCGCCAAGAGGCAAGCGAGUGGCUACUGAUAACACGGAUGUGCCUGAAGAGCCUCGGCGUUCUUCAGCGGAUUCUUCAGGGAAGACACCGAAUGCGAACUCGAGGGAAAAUGUGAAGACUCCUGAGAAGCCUCACGUUCCACAAGUAGCAGAGAAGCCAGCUCCUCCGAAAGUUGAUCACGCGGCGGACCUCUUCAGCCUUCUAACAGUCGCUACUCCUGAGACGGAAACGCCAUCGGGAUCCGACGAGAACUUGUGGGCGGCUUUUCAAGCUGCCGAUACUUCCACUACAGCCCCGGAUGCCACAGCUGCUACUGCCACACCUGAUCAAACAGAAAAGAACACAUCUACUGUGAAGUCUGUCACGUCCGAGCUCGAAGAUUUGUUCGCAGCGUCCCCGAUAAUCACAGCAAAGCCAGAAGCGCCUCCAAAGGAUGUGAAGAAAGACAUCCUUAGCCUUUUCGACAAGACACGCAUGACAUCUCCUUUCACUCUGCACCAGCAGCAAGUGGCGGCACUGCAGCAGUCGAUGCUUGCCGCGUCUCAAAUGCCGCGGCCGCCAUAUCCCAUACCUCAUCAGCCUCUAGCAAACAAUACCACCAUACCAAGCAGCGCGAGCAAAGAGGCUGAGAAUGGACACCUCCAUCUCUUGGGCGGUCUCCAGUUCCCCGCUGGACCUCCAAACGGUGCCUUGCUGCAAAAUGGCACGGCACCACAGCAACCAGCAUACCAAGGAUAUGGGAACCAAACAAGCUCGCAAUCGUUCUCGGCUCCAGUGAUGUCUGCCUCCUCGUAUCCAAACGGUGCGAAUCACCAGCACCAUGGCGGCGGCUCCUCCAGAUCGAGCAGCGGCAGCAAGCAGCAGCCGCUCGUCACUCCAUCGUCCGGCGCGAGUUUUGAUUUCUCGUCUCUCGCCAAUGACGCAUUCUUCAAGCGCUAAGAGUUUGUACAUUUUUUAUCUCUCCUCUAUAGUUACUAUGAUUUUUAACACAAUGAACAAUAAAGAUUCUGUAGUAUAUUCGUUUGGCGGUAA